This is a messenger RNA of Sinocyclocheilus grahami, 685 nucleotides long. Its product is annotated as meteorin-like protein. The transcript is spliced from 2 exons. The coding region runs from base 95 to 442 and encodes 115 amino acids. Gene Ontology annotation, molecular function: hormone activity. The record is from RefSeq and is a predicted model, not a curated record. Gene Ontology annotation, biological process: positive regulation of brown fat cell differentiation; energy homeostasis. Lineage: Eukaryota; Metazoa; Chordata; Actinopteri; Cypriniformes; Cyprinidae.
GUGUGUUCGUGUGUGUGUGUGUGUGUGUGUGUGUGAGUGUUCAUGUGUGUGUGUUUCAGCUGCAUACAGGCCCUGUGCUGAUGACGAGCUGCUGAUGGCGAUCUGCACCAGUGACUUCGUGGUGCGCGGCAGUAUUCAUCACGUGGAGGAGGAUGAUGAAGAUCAGAUGUCAGUGGUGUUGUCUCUGAGUCACGUGUACCGUCAGAAGAGCCGUGUGUUUGUGUCCGGAGGCGGGGGGCGCGGGUGCACCCGGUGGACGGGUCGUGUGAAGAUACUGCGGUGCUGCGGCCCGCGAGCAGCACAGGGCGAGCUCCUCUUUACGGGCGCGGUGCGGUUCCAGGAAGCAUGGCUGCGAUGUGCUGCUCUCUAUAAAGACUUCAUCAGACUGUACCGAGCGGCUCUGGAUGCAGGAACAAACCCCUGCCACAUAGACACAGACUGAGAGACGCACAGACAGACCUCUGCUGGCGUUGCAGGACUCUGGCUGAAUCUCAUCAAAACAUGCAUGCUUUUUUUGUUCAUGCCUCGGUCCGGUUCACAUUUUAUCCCAAAAUCCAAAGAAAUAAAUAAGAAACUAUAUUUAGGAUGCUUGUAAAUGAAAUUAGGAUUAUUUUAGAACCAGUUUACAUGAUUUUAAUAAUAAUUAAACACAUUGCCCCUCCAAAUUUAUCAUCACUGUAUUUCA